This is a messenger RNA of Oncorhynchus masou masou (cherry salmon), 1575 nucleotides long. Its product is annotated as kelch domain-containing protein 8B-like. The transcript has 5 exons. NCBI's taxonomy places the organism in Eukaryota, Metazoa, Chordata, Actinopteri, Salmoniformes, Salmonidae. The coding region runs from base 450 to 1529 and encodes 359 amino acids. The record is from RefSeq and is a predicted model, not a curated record. Gene Ontology annotation, molecular function: protein binding.
UUCACAGGGAUUGUGCAUAAAGCCGGGCACACCUUUUGCGUGUGUAGGAAGCCUUCAAAAAACCUUGUUGUAGUGUAUUCCUCUCUAGAGAGCAGCGCACAACAAUUAACUAAGGUGAUUUUUUUUACCAAAAUAAAGGCCCUUGAAUGGAGUAAAAUGAGAAAUAAAGGGCAGAUGGCAACCCUGCUUUAAAACAUCAACGAAUUCAUUAAUACAACAUUGGGUGGUAGAGGCAUUUGGCAAAGUGCUGAAGUAGCCUCUCUCCCUCCCCCUCUCUCUCUUUCUCUGUCACGUUCCCUCUCUCACUAGAGACAGGGGAUCAGGUAGCAGAGCAGAAAGACCGGAGGUUGAUCCGCAGUGCCCCUGCUUCUCUGUUUGUUGUGUUUUUGUUUGUCCCCCCACCCGUCCGUGCAUGUAAUGACCCAUCACCUUCGUCACCCUCAGGAGAGAUGCCUAUACUCGAGAUGGCAGUGAGCCUAGUCAAGUCCCUGUACUGGGAAGUGUUCCCCCCCAUGUCCACGUGCAGGGUCUACUGCACCCCUGUGUUCCAUGACGGCCUGCUCUAUGUGCUCGGGGGCUGCAGUGAGACAGGUCUGCCUCUAGACACUGCCGAGGUGCUGGACAUAGAGAGCCAGACAUGGACCCAGUUACCUCCACUCCCUACAGCCCGUGCGGGGGCAUCAGCGGUGGCCCUGGGGGGUCAGGUGAUGGUAAUGGGGGGCAUGGAUGGCCAGCAGAGCCCCCUGUCCUCCGUGGAGGUCUACAACCCUGACGAGGGCAAGUGGGAGAGGAAGGCCAGCUUAGGACAACCCUCCAUGGGCAUCACCUCAUUAGAGAAAGAUGGGAAGGUAUAUGCGCUGGGAGGGAUGGCAGCUGACACAACGCCCCAGGCUCUGGUGAGGGUCUAUGAGCCGGAGAAGGACCAAUGGCAGCCCCUGACCUCUAUGCCCACGCCCCGCUAUGGAGCCGCCUCCUUCCUGAGAGGCAACAAGAUCUACGUGCUGGGUGGGCGUCAGGGCAAGCUUCCUGUCACAGCCUUCGAGGCCUUUGACCUGGAAAUGAAGAGCUGGAUGCAUUACCCCUGCAUCCCCAGCCGCCGGGCCUUCGCCUGCUGUGCUGCUACCGAGCUGGGCUUCUUCAGCCUGGGAGGGCUCCAGCAGCCUGGCCCCCACAACUUCUACUCCAGACCACACUUCGUCAGCACAGUGGAGGAGUAUGACCCAGAACAGGGUAUCUGGAUCAAACCAACCCGAACCUCCAGGAUGAGGGUUAAGAGAGCAGACUUUGUGGCCGGAUGUCUCGGUGGAAGGGUCAUCGUUGCUGGUGGACUAGGUAACCAGCCGUCGCCCCUGUCGUCGGUUGAGAGCUACAAUCCUGUGAAGCGGAGCUGGGAGUACGCUACCCCCAUGCCCAGUCCCCGCUGCUCCUGUUCACCCCUGCAGACCCCCAACAUGCUGUUUCUCAUCGGGGGCGUGGCCCAGGGACCCAGCAACGCCGUGGAGGCUCUUUGUCUCAGAGAGACUGUGUGACACACACACGCACACAGAGACAGACGAAGGACUCAAUGCAAGCAGG